GAGAAAAUUAAUAAGGGAAAUAUACUUUUUUUUGAAUGAAUGAGAAUAAAAACAGAAAUAUCAAACCCCCUGAGAUGUAGGAAAACAGUACUGGAAAGACUAUUGAUCUUGUAUUUUGAAUAGAGGUUGAAAAAAAUUCUAACUCUCACUUGCCUCAUCUAUUUAACCAAACUACCUUACAAGAUAGUUUGGGAGGUUAAAUAGGAUGAUGCUGUGUACAAUAACUAUUAAUAAUAGUAGAAAGAACUAUUUGACAAAGAAGCCUAACAAGAGUUUGCCAGAUAUGUAUUAGGAGAUACAAGAGUAUAUGAUUUCCCUAAAAUUACAUCCUCAAAGUGUCAGGGAAGAGAGUUCCUUGAUUCUGGAAAAUGAGCACCGGGAGAGGUUUUCUCCAAGGACUUUGCAAAAGGCCUUGGCCUGAGGGCUUCUAUUAGUAUAGUAACCAAGAUUCUCCAGAGAAGCAACCAUUGUUAUCUGUAUCUGUCUAGAAAAAGCUCCUUUAUGGGAAUUGGUUCAUGCAAGUAUGAAGGAAAAGAAAUUCCAUCACCUGUCAUUUGUAGAUGUGGUUCCAGCCUGAAUCUGAAGGCCUGAGAACCAGAUGCUGGUGGUGUAUGUUCCAAGAAGAGGACAGAAGACCCAUGUCCCAGUUCAACCAGUCAAACAAAGAGAAAUUCUCCCUUCUGCUUUUUUUUUUUUUGUUCUAUUCUGGUUCUCGGUGAACUGGAUGAAACUUUCUCACAGUGUAGGUGAACACUGCAGAUACAGUGAGAUAUAAUGUGUGUAAAAAUACCUGCGCACCCAGAGAUCUAAUCAAGUUGAUGUGCAAAGUUUACAAUAGAAUGUUAAGAAAAGAAGACAUUUUUCCAGAAUCCAAUGGAGGGAAAGUUGUUGAUAUUGAAUUAAAUGUUGUAAUGUCAUUCACAAGUUAGAGAUAUGCAGCCAAAUGAAAAUUAUUAUGCAUUGUCAUUUGUUAAAAUGCAAAACUUUUAGAUUAAAUAUCAGAUUUUUAAACAUUGUAUUUAAGUGCAGAAGUAACUUUUUAGAUUAUGUUGAAAGGACUGAUAUCUUUAAAUUUGGGACUGUGUAAGCACAUAUAUGAGUAUAUGGCUUUCUGCUUUUGGGGGAUACCAAAAUAGACCUUUCUCUGAAUUCCAUUUUCCAUGAAUGUUUGAGGCCUUUUUGUAUGGCAUAUUGGUAAGCUUUAUCUAUGUAUAUAAACUUGGUUGAUGAAGGAAUUGUAUGUGAAGACUUUUUUCUUAGAAGUGUUCAAUUAUUUGGAAUAUGUAUCCUUGAAGUUAUAAAUUAUAGUUGGAGUGACGUCUUGAGAUUGAGUAUUUUAUGUUGUUUAAGAUAUGUGAUUUUUAGGGGCUGUUGGAGAGACUGUAAGGUUGUAAAUAAACAUGCCUGUUUUAUAAAUAGCAUCUCUUAUAGAUAGUUUUGUGAAUGCUUCCUGCUGGGAUCAUGUGACAUUUCCUCUGUUGAACUGACUUGGCAUUCUUGUUGAGAAGAGAAAAGCUGCAGGAAUUUACCGAACAUUUUUUUUCCUCCAGAUUACCCUUUAAUCUUCGAGUUUUCAGCUAAUGUCAUUGUCACAGAAACUCUCGGAGAAAGGUACUAUUGUCCACUUUUGGUAUGAGACAGGAAUGUGGUUCAGGAUAUAGUGGCAACAAGUUCAAACCCAGAUGUCUGUUUUCAGCAGCUGUCCACAACCACUAAUCAUGUUUGGAGGAGAAUAAUAACUAACAUUUUAAGAAAACACUUACCCUAAGGUGCUAAGUGCUUUAAAGAUUUAAUUUUGUUUACUCUCCAACCGGUGUUUUAGACAAGUAGCAUUUUAAAUCUUCAUCUUAAGUGGAGAAAUAGAUUUAUGUAGUUAGCUUGUCCUAAGUUGAACAGUGGUGAAUCAAGCCAUUGGGAUUCCCCACACUGGCAUCUAAGCCAUUUCAUUAGUGUCCUAUUCAUGAAGCUACAGUCAGGGAGAGACGUUUUACUUUGGUUUUCAUGAGAGUUUCAUGGUUCGGUUUCAGAGCUGUUUAAGACUAUGUAAAGUUGCAAUUUUGCUGUUGAAUUCAUCAUUUUUAUUCAUUUUCCUCUGACCCCCCCAUGUCUUAUUAUUUUUUAAAGCCAGCAAUGCUACAACAUUCUGUUUUCUGGUUAAAGCUGUUGCUGAGGAAGGGAUAGUUGAUCCUUCAGACCCUUCUAGAAAGUCUUUGAUUGUUUAUGAUUUCAUGAAAUUUGGGGGGAAAAAAAGAGACUGUAGUUAUUUUGGGUUGGGGGUUUGGUAGGAUAAACAAAUUGCUUUGGUUGAAGGAGAAAUGCCUUGUCUUUAUUGUCAGGCACAGCUAUAAAACUACUGCAAUUUUGAAAAACUUCAGAAAUACCAAUUUCUUAAAUACUGAUUUAGGGCAGGGGAUAAUUUUUUCUUGUUUACAUUGUAUCCUCGGGCCUAGCAUAAUUCGUGAGUUUAAUAGCUACUCAGUACAUAGAAUAAUUAGUUUUUUACCAGAAAUUCUUAUAUCACACAUAAAUACAGAUUUAAUGCUUUAAUUCUGAAUAGCAAUGCAAGAGAAAACAAGACAUACAUAAAUGCCUGUAUGUUAAAAUAUGUACUUGAAUUAUACUCAACGUUGUUAAUGCAAAAAUAAUACUAGAAUAAAAAUUUGACAAUUUGUUGGGAUGACCAUUUCACUUUCUCUUUAGCCUUUUUGUAGGCGAGAGAGAAUUCUCAGGGGUCUCGUUGGUGGUUUUGUUACGCCUUCACCUCUGCCUUGCUUUCUGUUUGCAGUGACGGUGAGGGCAAACUUCGGCUCCUAAGUUACCCAUUCAUUUUAAUUGCCACUCAAUGAUUCAUUCAGGCGGUCUCUGGUGAAAGGGAUGGAGUCUGCCGACUUGGUAUCAGAAGCUAUUUGUGGCUGCUUAAAACAUACCCUACAUGAAUGAUUCUCCUGUGAAGAGUUGUCACUGCUGGUGUAGAAGCAACAUAAGCUUCAGAUUAUAUCCUGAGACGAUGUGGGAUUUUCAUAGAAACCUCCCAGGGCCAAUGGUUGGAGCGUCUUUGAUGAAACAGAGCGGAACUUAAAAACUGAAGCUGAAGUUUCUCUAAUGUUGUGUCUGAAGGAUAUUUCGAAGAUGGUUUGGCUGCCUUGGAGAUUUGGAGAUCUGAUGCCACGAUGAGGACUCACACACGGGGGGCUCCCAGUGUGUUUUUCAUAUAUUUGCUUGGCUUUGUGUCAGCCUAUGUUACUGACGAGAACCCAGAAGUCAUGAUUCCCUUCACCAAUGCCAAUUACGACAGUCAUCCCAUGUUGUACUUCUCCAGGUCAGAGGUGGUGCAGCUGCAACUGAAGGCAGCCAGCACGCAUGAGCACAUUGCAGCCCGAAUCACGGAGGCUGUGCACACUAUGCUGUCCAGCCCACUGGAGUACCUGCCUCCCUGGGAUCCCAAGGAAUACAGUGCUCGCUGGAAUGAAAUUUAUGGAAACAACUUGGGUGCUUUGGCGAUGUACUGUGUGCUCUAUCCUGAGAACGUCGAAGCCCGAGACAUGGCCAAGGACUACAUGGAGAGGAUGGCAGCGCAGCCUAGUUGGUUGGUGAAAGACGCCCCUUGGGAUGAAGUCCCCCUUGCUCACUCACUGGUUGGUUUUGCCACCGCUUAUGACUUCUUGUACAGCUAUCUAAGCAAGACACAAAAGGAGAAGUUUCUUGAAGUGAUUGCCAAUGCUUCGGGAUAUAUGUAUGAAACGUCCUACAGAAGAGGGUGGGGAUUUCAGUACCUGCAUAACCAUCAGCCCACCAACUGCAUGGCUUUGCUCACAGGAAGCUUAGUUCUCAUGAAUCAAGGGUAUCUUCAAGAAGCCUACUUAUGGACCAAACAAGUUCUGACCAUCAUGGAAAAAUCUCUGGUUUUACUGCGAGAGGUGACAGACGGCUCUCUCUAUGAAGGAGUUGCAUAUGGCAGCUACACCACUAGAUCACUCUUUCAAUAUAUGUUUCUUGUUCAGAGGCACUUUGAUAUCAACCACUUUGGCCAUCCAUGGCUUAAGCAACACUUUGCUUUUAUGUAUAGAACCAUCUUACCAGGGUUUCAAAGGACAGUGGCUAUUGCAGACUCAAAUUACAAUUGGUUUUAUGGUCCAGAAAGCCAAUUAGUGUUCCUGGAUAAAUUUGUCAUGCGUAAUGGCAGUGGCAACUGGCUGGCUGAUCAAAUCAGAAAGAAUCGCGUGGUGGAAGGGCCUGGCACCCCAUCCAAAGGCCAGCGCUGGUGCACGCUACACACGGAAUUUCUCUGGUAUGAUGCCAACCUGAAAUCAGUUCCUCCUUCCGAUUUUGGCACCCCUACCUUGCAUUAUUUUGAAGACUGGGGCGUUGUGACGUAUGGCAGUGCACUACCAGCAGAAAUCAAUAGGUCUUUCCUUUCCUUCAAGUCAGGAAAACUUGGGGGACGUGCAAUAUAUGACAUCGUUCACGGAAACAAAUACAAAGACUGGAUCAAAGGAUGGAGAAAUUUUAAUGCAGGACAUGAACAUCCUGAUCAAAACUCAUUUACUUUUGCUCCCAAUGGUGUGCCUUUUAUUACUGAGGCUCUCUAUGGGCCCAAGUACACCUUCUUCAACAAUGUCUUGAUGUUUUCCCCAGCUGUGUCAAAGAGCUGCUUUUCUCCCUGGGAGGGUCAGGUCACAGAAGAUUGCUCGUCAAAGUGGUCUAAAUACAAGCAUGAUUUGGCAGCCAGCUGUCAGGGGAGAGUGGUUGCUGCAGUGGAGAAAAGCGGGGUGGUUUUCAUCCGAGGAGAAGGCGUGGGAGCCUACAAUCCCCAGCUCAAUCUGAAGAACAUUCAAAGGAACCUCAUCCUCCUCCACCCACAGCUUCUCCUCCUCGUGGACGAGAUACACCUGGGAGAGGACAGCGCCCUGCAGACAGCAGCAAGUUUUUUCCACAAUGUGGAUGUUCCUUUUGAGGAGACGGAGGUCGAUGGGGUCCAUGGGGCUUUCAUCAGACAGCGAGAUGGUCUUUACAAAAUGUACUGGAUGGAUGACACUGGCUACAGUGAGAAGGCCACAUUUGCCUCGGUGACGUACCCCCGGGGCUAUCCUUACAAUGGGACAAACUAUGUGAAUGUCACCAUGCACCUCCGAAGUCCUGUCACCAGGGCAGCAUACCUCUUCAUAGGACCCUCUGUAGAUGUUCAGAGCUUCAGCAUCCACAGCAGCUCCCAGCAGCUGGAUGUGUUCAUAGCCACCAGCGAACAUGCCUACACAACCUACCUGUGGAUGGGUGAGCCCUCAGGACAGUCUGCCUUCGCACAAGUCAUUGCAGAUCACCAGAAAAUUCUGUUUGACCGCAGUUCAGCCAUCAAGAGCACCAGUGUCCCUGAGGUGAAGGACUACGCUGCUAUUGUGGAACAGAACCUACAGCAUUUUAAGCCAGUGUUCCAGCUGCUGGAGAAGCAGAUCCUGUCCCGCGUCCGAAAUACAGCCAGCUUUAGAAAGACCGCGGAGCGCCUGCUGAGAUUUUCAGACAAGAGACAGACUGAAGAGGCCAUUGACAGGAUUUUUGCCAUAUCUCAGCAACAGCAGCAGAGGCAAAGCAAGUCAAGGAAAAACCGAAGGGCAGGCAAACGCUAUAAGUUUGUGGAUGCUGUCCCUGACAUUUUUGCACAGAUCGAAGUGAAUGAGAAGAAGAUACGACAGAAGGCUCAGAUUUUGGCACAGAAAGAGCUACCCAUAGAUGAAGAUGAAGAAAUGAAAGACCUUUUAGAUUUUGCAGAUGUAACUUACGAGAAACAUAAAAAUGGGGAUUUGAUGAAAGGUGGCUUUGUACAGGCACGGAUGGGAACAACCGCUCACAGCAGAGCCCCAUCCCUAUCAGCUUCCUAUACCAGACUCUUUCUGAUUCUGAACAUUGCUAUUUUCUUUGUCAUGUUGGCAAUGCAACUGACUUAUUUCCAGAGGGCUCAGAGCCUACAUGGCCAAAGAUGUCUUUAUGCAGUCCUUCUACUAGAUAGCUGUAUUUUAUUGUGGUUGUACUCAUCCUGUUCCCAGUCACAGUGUUAGCACUGAAAUGCUGAAUGGUUAGAUCAUUUUGUGAUUAGGGGAGACCAUACAAAAGAAAAGAAAAAAAAACAUCCCCUUAGCUUGUUAUUGAUUUUUUUUCAUUUUCACUUUAACAAAUUAAGGGAAAAUAUUUUUGCACAAGAAAGCAGGGAAGUGGAAUAAUCGGAGUUGGAGACUUUAUAUCAGAGAAUCAGGAGAGUAGCUGGGUUGUUCCAUGCUGGUUCUAGAAGUGUUUGACUACACUGAUACCAUAGUCCAUAAAAUAUUACUCUUAGAAGAAACAAAAAGUACUUUUCAUAGUAAAUUUUUCCUUUGGAGAAAAAAGAGAAAUAUGAUUGGAGUCUAUUAAUAAUAAUUUAAUGCUAUCAGCAGUUUCCAGAUACUGAGUUAGGGAGAAGAUUGUAGAACAUGAACAUGUAAAGAAUACAGACUUUUAAAAAUGGUGUAGUCAGCUUGAAAAGGAAGUUGUUAAGUCCUGAUGUCCACUUCCUUGGAAAAGCAGAUCCUUGGUCGAAUGACAGAGUCAGUUAUUACAGGAUCUGGAAGACAGUUCAGAUAACAUAGUCAAAAUGAUGCAACAGUUUGUUAAAGACUUGAGGUAGAUUUUCAGUAGAAAACAUAUUACUCUGAAUGAAUAUUUCCUUGAUGGUGUUGGUCUUUGUAAGCAUAUAAUUGAUUUCUUUUAUACAUUCAUUCAUUGACUUUUUAAUAAAUAAGAGAAUUUCAGAUAACUUAAUAUUUUAUAGUAAUUUCCUUAUAUGAAAAACUGUUGUAGACGUCAUGACUAAACUUUUUGAAACGGAAUAUUUUAUAUGCUGAACGUUGACUGUAAUACCAAAGAAAAUGGGGAAUCUGAAAUUUGAAUAUAAUCCUUACGUUUUUUAAUAGAAAAUUUUCAAGUUUAUUUUGCUAAAUAAACAUCGUAACUGAGA
Messenger RNA from Ochotona curzoniae (black-lipped pika), 6982 nucleotides. RefSeq names its product dermatan sulfate epimerase (gene DSE). Gene Ontology annotation, molecular function: chondroitin-glucuronate 5-epimerase activity. The transcript is spliced from 6 exons. The record is from RefSeq and is a predicted model, not a curated record. The coding region runs from base 3171 to 6050 and encodes 959 amino acids. NCBI's taxonomy places the organism in Eukaryota, Metazoa, Chordata, Mammalia, Lagomorpha, Ochotonidae.